AUGAAUCAUCAUCCAUGUAUCAAGUUAAAUACAAUUCGUGAAUCUGUUAUCAUGCAAUCAUCAACCAUCUAUUGCUUAUUUUUAUGCACAAUGAUCAUCUUUGCUGCACACCAAACCAAUGCAAUGGCAAUUGGCGACAAAUCAGUCGCGGAACCUGCCGUCGAAAUCACCUUCGAACAAUCUACCGCAGAAUCAAAACCAUUACUCGAAAAACACCAUGAAAAACGUCAAAACAUUCAAUGUGGUAAUGGUGUCGUUACAAUUUCACAAGGUGAAAUCAUGUGUGGAUGA
This is a messenger RNA of Adineta ricciae, 291 nucleotides long. NCBI's taxonomy places the organism in Eukaryota, Metazoa, Rotifera, Eurotatoria, Adinetida, Adinetidae. The record is from the annotation of a GenBank genome assembly.